AUGUACGAUAUGGCGCUGCUAUUGCAUUGGGAAUCUCGUGCGCAGGAUCUGGCUAUAAGUAAUCAUCCAUAUCAUCAAGUAAUAUGUUUCUCUUGUGAUCAUAAUGGUCAUUAUUAUUAUGAUUAUUAUUAUUUAUUGUGUGAAUAUACCGACGGUGGAAAUCUGAUUCUGUGCAGUAACAAUCAUGGCAUGAAUAUGCCGAUCAUUUGCGGCGUACACUCGAAAAUUUUACAUUUGUCUACCAUCAUCAGAAGCAUGUUUCCGGAAGUAGGUACUCAGGACAAGGAAGUGCCGCGCAGAGACGGGAAACGAGUGUAA
Gongylonema pulchrum is the source of this 318-nucleotide messenger RNA. NCBI's taxonomy places the organism in Eukaryota, Metazoa, Nematoda, Chromadorea, Rhabditida, Gongylonematidae. The record is from the annotation of a GenBank genome assembly.